This is a messenger RNA of Telopea speciosissima, 571 nucleotides long. Its product is annotated as SKP1-like protein 1A. Gene Ontology annotation, molecular function: cullin family protein binding. Gene Ontology annotation, biological process: SCF-dependent proteasomal ubiquitin-dependent protein catabolic process. Lineage: Eukaryota; Viridiplantae; Streptophyta; Magnoliopsida; Proteales; Proteaceae. Gene Ontology annotation, cellular component: nucleus; cytoplasm. The transcript has a single exon. The coding region runs from base 1 to 552 and encodes 183 amino acids. The record is from RefSeq and is a predicted model, not a curated record.
AUGUCUUCAACUAAGGUAUUUCUGAAGAGCUCUGAUGGUGCAACCUUCGAGGUUGAUGAAUCCGUCGCCCUUUUAUCUGAAACCAUCAAGAACAUGAUCGAAGAUGUCUGUGUCGGUGAAGCGAUACCAUUACCAAACGUCACCUCCAAGAUACUCCCCAAGGUGAUCGAGUACUGCAAGAAGCACGUCACAGACAAUCGAUCCUCGAAGAAGAAGACCACCAUUAAUGGAGAAGGCGAUGAGAAAGGGAAGGAAGUUCUCCCAGAGGAUGUCGACGAUGAAGAUGAUGAGAAGCAAAAGGCCGAAGUUGAGGAACUGAAGAAGUGGGAAACGGAGUACAUGAACAUUGAUCAACAAGUUCUUUACGAUCUCAUGCUUGCUGCAAAUUAUCUCAACAUUAAGGGCUUGUUGGAUUUGACGGUAGAGAAGACAGCUAGUAUGAUUAGGGGAAAGACUCCGGAGCAGAUUCGGGAGAUUUUCAAUAUUAAGAACGAUUUUACUCCAGAAGAAGAAACACAGAUCCGGAAAGAGAAUGAGUGGGCUUUCCAGUGAGUUUUAAUCUAUAAGAGGA